This is a messenger RNA of Diachasma alloeum, 1866 nucleotides long. RefSeq names its product sugar transporter ERD6-like 6. The record is from RefSeq and is a predicted model, not a curated record. Gene Ontology annotation, biological process: transmembrane transport. Gene Ontology annotation, cellular component: membrane. The coding region runs from base 373 to 1851 and encodes 492 amino acids. The transcript has 4 exons. Gene Ontology annotation, molecular function: transmembrane transporter activity. NCBI's taxonomy places the organism in Eukaryota, Metazoa, Arthropoda, Insecta, Hymenoptera, Braconidae.
CUGUAGAAUACGGACUUCAGUCUUCGUUUUUCACUUGGUCGUGCAUUAAUCCAGGAAUUUUUUUUCCUCUCGGAUGGACUGAGUUAACUCUGUGAAAACUAGCUCCUGUGAUUGAUAUCAUCGUGAUAAUUCAGAGGGAUUAAAUAGUAUUAAGUAAGUGGAUCAAGAUCUCAACGAGUGGUUAAAUCCCUGUGAUAAUAUUGAGUGUAAAUCUCAUUGAGAUCUGCAGAUGGAGAUCCAGUAAUUCAUCUCUCUUCGAAAAUGAUUUGGAGUUGAUGAAGGAGCACUCCAAUUACUGGAUUUUUCAGACAGCUGUCAUUCAUACAAUUAACACCUGCGGAAAUGUCAAUCGUCUGAAUCACGCAACCCAAAAUGGAUCUCGAGAUUUUUCAUCAGUUUGUUAUAGGAUUAGUUUGCAAUUUUCUCGUCUUUGACUGCGGUCUUCAUGAAGGAUGGCCCACCCCGACUCUUGGGAAAUUCGGAAAAGACGAUCCAAUCACGUUGACGUCGAGUCAAGAGGCGUUGGUGCUGAGUGUGAUGUACCUGGGCGUGGGCAUUGGUACGAUUAUGCCGUUGAUCUCCAUGGAUAGAAUUGGGAGGAAAUUUACCCUGCUGUUUGGUGCUCUACCCAAAGUUUUCAGCUGGAUUGCUAUAGGUCUGGCUAACAGCCCCAAUACUCUGUGCUUCGGUAGAGUCCUAGCAGGAAUUGGCUGUGGCAUCUCGUACACAGUGGUCCCGAUGUACAUCGGAGAGAUCAGCAGCAAAAGAACGAGGGGACCUCUCGGUACGAUGAAUGCCGUCUCCCUCAACCUAGGAAUCCUAUUCAUCUACACAGUUGGCCUCUGUGUGAGUCGUUUCAUGAUGGCGAUGAUCAGCCUCGUCGGUCCUCUACUAUUCAUCAUAUCAUUUAUAUGGCUACCCGAGAGCGCGGUAUAUCUCACCCAGAAGAAUCAGUUGGACCGUGCGGAAGAGGUCCUCAAGUGGACACUUGGCAAGGAAGACGUGCAGAAGGAAUUCGAGGAAGUGAAACGAAUUGUCUCCGUUGAGGAUAAGACGAGGGCAAUUGGAUUCUUCGCUACACUGAAGAAAGCAUCCAAAUGCCCUGCUAAUAGGAGAGCCUGUUGGAUCCAACUCAUCCUGAGCAGUGCCAUUGGCGUAACUGGUGCAGCGCCCAUCCUCUCCUUUCAGUCACAUAUCGUCAAGCAGGCGGAAUUCGAUGGUGUAGAUUUCACCAUAAUUGCAACGGGAGUCGCUGUCGUCAUUUCCGGAAUUGUCUGCAUGGCUGUUGUUAAAUUCACCGGAAAAAGGAGACUCCUUCUAGUGUCGGGUCCACCAUUCUUCGGUUCUCUCGCUGUUCUAUCAAUCUUCUUUACACUUUUGGAACAUGGAGUCGAUAUGAAGGCUUUCAACUGGAUUCCCAGCGUUUUCAUCAUCAUCUACAUUGUCGUCUUUGGUUUUGCAUUUAAUCCACUGCCAAUAGCUUACUUGGGAGAAUUAUUCUCAAUUGAUUUGAAGGUCAUUGCUGGGGUCUGCGCCGUUUUGUAUUACGCCGUUACAACUACAGUGACUAUAGAAAUUUAUCAGAGACUGUUUGAGACACUCGGGACUUUUGCAGCAAUGUGGCAACUGACUGUGAUCACUUUUGUUAUCUGGUGUUUGAUUUGCGUAUAUGUGCCAGAAACAGAAGGAAAGAGCUUAGCGGAAAUACAGACAAUGCUCAGUGAAGGAUUUGUAAAGCGAAGGGAGGAAGAAAAUAAGAGGAAGCCCGGAGAAAUGGAGGCUGUCGAUAUCGGAGUAUAUUCGUUGAGCAAAGUCAGUGUAGUACCGACUUUGAACAAUUCAAUCAAUUAAAGUUGAAGUAACUUU